AUGGAAAUGAUGUCUUUAAGGUUGUACUUAGACUGGCUGGCUCGACCGGUGGGUCAUUAUCGAUGUCAAAUUCACCGUCAACACAUUCUUAGAGAGAUUAUAGAAGAAUUUAUCUCGGACAUAUACAGAGAAAGAACAGGGGAAUAUAUCACUGAAGACUUCAAGAACUUACUUUGGUCAGUUACAGUGUCAAUCUUUGCAAUAGGAGGUAUGAUUGGAGGAAUAUCAGGAGGAACUAUUGCUGACAGGCUUGGAAGGAAAGGAGGACUACUCGUGAACAAUGUCAUGGGAAUAUUAGGAGGAACUCUAAUGGGAAUUAGCAAGAUGUCCCACAGUAUAGAGAUGCUCAUAUUUGGACGCCUUCUUAUAGGAUUUAAUUGUGGCCUGAACACUGCCCUAGUGCCAAUGUAUCUUUCGGAGAUUUCCCCACUUACUUUAAGAGGUAGAUUAGCCUUACAAAGGUUAAGAAGCUCAAGUCAAGUAGAAGAUGAUAUUGAAGAAAUGAAAGCAGAAGAGCGAGCUCACCAACAAGAAGUAGAAAUAACCAUGUGGCAGUUGAUCAGAAACAAGUCACUUCAACUUCCGUUGUUAAUUGGUGUCAUCAUGCAGUUGUCACAGCAACUCUCGGGCAUCAACGCAGUGUUGUACUAUUCCACCAACCUCUUCACUGAAGCAGGGCUUUCAGAAACAACAUCAAAGUUUGUCACCAUUGGAGUUGGAGUUGUAAUGGUCAUCAUGACACUUGUGUCUAUCCCUUUGAUGGACAGGGCAGGGAGACGGACAUUACAUCUCUAUGGUCUAGGGGGCAUGUUUAUUUUUAGUAUUUUCAUCACCAUCUCAUUACUUGUUAGGUUUCUUUAUGAGUGGGUUACCUAUGUAAGUGUUGUCAGUACACUUAGUUUUGUUGUCUUCUUUGCCAUUGGACCAGGCUCAAUUCCUUGGAUGAUUACUGCAGAGUUAUUUUCCCAAGCUCCCCGGCCUGCAGCCAUAAGUUUAGCAGUACUAGUUAACUGGUUUGCCAACUUUGUUGUUGGUUUGGUCUUUCCAAUGAUGCUGCGUGGUUUUGAAAACUACACAUUUCUCCCUUUUACGGCACUGUUGGCAAUUUUCUGGACCUUCACCUACAAAAAGGUUCCUGAAACCAAAAAUAAAACCUUUGAAGAAAUUGCUUCUCUAUUCAGGAGAGAAGACGUGAUCAAUAUUAACGGUAUGAACAUCCCACGGAAGUCUAUACAGUCAGGUGAAUUCAUAUUUGAAGACAAGCCUGUUGAAUCGUGUCCUUUACAUCAACGCCAUCACUGCCAGAUAGAUGAACUUCCCAUUCGAAACAAGUUUGUGGAGGUUACUCCAAAUCACUUAGAGGAUCGACUCUAACAAAGAAAAUGGUAACCCUUGUAUGUCAAAAGUGGUACAGACACUAGGUUUGCUACAGCCUCCAUCCGGAGCCUUGGCAUUAGGAACCUUUGUUCUGCUCUGGUAAGUGUUCACCUAUGAAGUACUCAGAGCAGUGACAGUUAAUUGCACAGUUGUGCUUUCAAGUGGCAUUCUAUGACGUCACUCACUGGUGCAUUUUAACUAGGACAGAUCAUUGUUAAACGAACAUCAACAAGUGCAUUACUGUAAAUCAUAGCUGUUUAAAAAUGGAAUCGUAUCAGACAAAAAUCUUCUGUAAGAGAGGGGGAAAACUGUCGGAUAAAAGAAAUACUUGGAAGACAGACUUGUCAAAUCCAAACAACCACAGAAUGAUGACUAAAUUUUGAAACACCUGUGUCAGUUCAUAUUCAUAACUGUGUCGCUUACAUUAUCAUGGUCCACAUCUUGCCAUCAAAACCAUUUGGUAAGUCAGAUAAAACUUAAAAUGUUAUCGUAAUGAAGUGGCUCCUAUCCAUCCAUCUGAACUACAGAUUUGUUGAAGUCAGUUUCUGUGUCAGUUGGAUCUUAAAGAAGGUGAACUAGUUAAGUGGCCCUCUGACCUGCCAGGGCAGUCAUAUGACCAAGCUAUGCAGCUAUCUGUUCUUUAUUCAGCAAGUGUUAAAACAUUAUAAGCAACAUGUGGUACACGAAGUUAAAUUUAGGAAGAAAGUUGUUCUGAAAAUAAGUUGCCUUUAUUGAUUUUAAUAUGUUUUUGUGCAGACAUUUACACAACUUCGCCAGCUGCCGUCAGACAAGGUUAUCUUUGAUUAUUAUAUCACUUCUGUUAGUCUUAGAGAGUUGAAAUAAAUAAAAAAAAGGCUGGAAUACUGUUUAGUUACUACGAAAGAAUCAACAUACUAAUUAUUGACAAACAAAACAUUGCUGUGUGGGUUUUAGAUUUCUUUUAAGAAGGGCUUCCGAGAAAAAAAAAAUCUAACUGUUAUGCAUUAAAAUAGUUUUAUUUGUAAAAUUAUUGGCAGUUUAAAAAGGAUAGUUUUGAAAGUCAACGUAAUGUAUAAUUUACAUUAUACGUUAUGAUAGAGGAAUAAUUCUUGAAGUGAAAUGAAGUGAAGAAUUGUUAGAGCUACGUGGUAGUUUAAUAGUUUUUAUCUAGAUGGCCUACAUAACUCAAAAUUCCUGAACUUUUGUUAGGCCUACGUGUUCUUUAUGUAUUGUUACGAAAGAACACAGUUUCUUCUGUAUGGGUGCCUUCUCUUCUGUUGAACAAUUAAUGACUGUGUACUCAGAUCACGAUAAAUUUUAUGGACUAUAUAUAUAUAGUCUAUAAGACCUUUCCUUACACAUUUUGGUGCCAAAAUAUUGUGUGAACGGGGAAAAAACUUUCUCCUAGAUUUCUGUAGAUUCUAGGAAUUACACAAAUUAGCAAUCUGUAAAUAAAAUGUACAGUCUGCUCAUUCAACUGUCAAACUUUAGUGUCUAGUGUAUGACGUGUGUGUGUGUGUGUGUGCAACAAGCGAAAUUACUUGGCACAUUGUUGCACUCUUGCUUUCAAUACAAAAUUAAAGCAUGAGAUGAAACUUUGUACAUUAUAUGAAUAAUGUUAUAAGGUGAUUGAAUAUGGAAUAUUCCAUACAUCAAACCCUUACGCCAUCUGUUGGCAGUUCCUGGAUCAAGGCACUUUUAUUAUAAUAGUUUACUCGUGUGUGUGUGUGUGUGUCUGUGUGUGACAUGCCUUUAUCAUUCAUUAUUACUAAUAUUUGUUUUACAGAGUAAUACCCGAUUAUUGUAUUAAUGUUAAUUGUUAUUAAAAAUCUUAGCAGAUGGCACCAUUCAUCUUAAGUCUAUGAUUGUUGAGCUGGGUAAAAGGCGUUGGUUAGUUUUCUUGGUUCUCAGGUUUCUAUACAACAGUCUAGAGAUUGGAACUUUCAGAUGUAAUCCUGUAAAUUUCUGUAGCUUUUUUAGAUGACUCGUAUAAGUGGAAUUAGGGUUGUGUGACGAUUAAAGACAAGAUAUAGGGUGUGUUCAACUUACCGACCUUUAGAAAAUAUGCUCCAAUUAUUAACAACUUAAUUGAUGUGGAAAGUUUUAACAGCUUGGUAUUCACGUGAUACAAAAUUUCUCAGUUUUCAAUAUGUCUGACGAUCGACUUAUAUUCGAGUGAUUUCAAACCUAAAGUGACUGGCGCGGUUUUAAUUUAAUCAAUUAGUCAUUGUCAAAGCUGAAAUAUCAAUAUCUUUUUGGUGAUUUUUUUUAUCCUUUUUUUAGUGCUCUUUUAAGUAUCACAAUACAGUCACUAGGUAAGUUUUUCAACGUAAGUGUAAUAAAACGCACCUUCAGUAAGCCAUUUUUUACGUGAUUCCAUCUAUAGUGGUUGUAACGUACCUGUAAAAUGUUACAAGGUAAUUGUAUGCAUUCUGCGUUGUACAAACAAAAGGAAAUAUAUAUUGUGGUAAGACGUUUUCUUUUUGUCGUAUAUUAUAAUUUGAUAUAUAUAUAUACAGGUUAGAGAAUAAAAGAAGUAUUUAUUUGGUUUCUGUUUUGUUGAAGUAUGUAGUAGAAAAUAAAUCAGUCAGUUGCGUUGGAAAAUUGUAAUAUUAGGUUUAUGUUAAUAUACUACAGCGUUUUCUGGAAUAAGUUAGAAAUCCGUAAUAACAUAGAAAAAUAUUUGCAAGGGUCGAACCUAGAGGUUAUUCCAUCGCCACCUCUUAUCGGUUUCUUUGUUUGUUUUUUUAAUUAUGCACAAAGCUACACAAGGGCUAUCUGUGCUCUGCCCA
This is a messenger RNA of Limulus polyphemus (Atlantic horseshoe crab), 4148 nucleotides long. Its product is annotated as glucose transporter type 1-like. Gene Ontology annotation, molecular function: hexose transmembrane transporter activity. Gene Ontology annotation, cellular component: membrane. The transcript has 12 exons. Lineage: Eukaryota; Metazoa; Arthropoda; Merostomata; Xiphosura; Limulidae. The coding region runs from base 1 to 1374 and encodes 457 amino acids. The record is from RefSeq and is a predicted model, not a curated record. Gene Ontology annotation, biological process: monosaccharide transmembrane transport.